Mangifera indica (mango) is the source of this 2863-nucleotide messenger RNA. RefSeq lists its product as uncharacterized. Bases 286 to 2643 code for a protein of 785 amino acids. The record is from RefSeq and is a predicted model, not a curated record. NCBI's taxonomy places the organism in Eukaryota, Viridiplantae, Streptophyta, Magnoliopsida, Sapindales, Anacardiaceae. The transcript has 21 exons. Gene Ontology annotation, cellular component: plasma membrane.
UCUUCCUCCCCCUAUCUUUGUCUACCAUGAUUACGUUUGUUUCUUUGUUUACACGCACACUCAGUCAAAUGAUUAGAUAGACUUUUUCAUCUCAUCUCUUCUUCUUCUUCUUCUUCUUUUAGGGUUUCAUUUCCAAAAAUCCUGUUAUUCUUUUCAUUUCUAUUUUAUAUCUACCAACUUUAACCAUAAUGCUUCUUUUAUUUUUAUGAUUUUAAUCAAUUUCCAUUUCUAGGAAGUGCAUGGUGCCAAAUUUUAUUUGAACUGAAUUGAAUUUGUUUGUAAGAAAUGGACAACGGCCACGGUGGGAAUUUAGUUGAUAAGUUGUCGGGAUUAACACUCAAUGACCCUAAUAACACUAACAAUAACAACACCAACAACGACAGUUUGUUUCAGGUUAUGAAAGCCGUGGAAGCUGCCGAGGCCACCAUCAAACAGCAGAUAGAAGAGAACACCCAGUUGAGGACUGAACUUCACAGGAAAAUUCAGGAACUUGAAAAAUAUAAAUUAGAGGAAACAGUGGCUCAAAGAUCUCAUGGUGAUGCGUGGAAGGAGAAUCUUCAUGGGCCUUAUGAAUUUCACCAAUCAGUUCCCUCUGGAAGUAGCCAAGUAGAUAGAAUCAAAAUCAUUUCCAACACUUCUGCAGUUGAUCCAUUGGGUCUGAUGGUUCUUCACCACGAUCUGAAACCUAAUGUUGAUGGUGCUGCAUUGCAAAGCCAUUUGGAAAGCAACUCUAUUAGCCACAAGAACAAUGGAAUGCUAAAAGUUCAUUCUAGUAGACAAGUGCAUUCAGAUAUUGUGGGUUUCUCUCAGUUAUCUUCACCUUCUACAGCAUCCUUUUCUCCCACCAGGCACCAAAUAGACGGAGAAUUCGAUCAACGAUUUAAUUUGUCUGGACAGGGCCUGAUGCCAACGGCUGAAAUAAAUAAUCCUAGCAGUCUUUGGAAGCAGGAACUUGUUCACAAAAUUCGGGAACAAGAAGAAGAGAUUUUGCAGUUGCGGAGACAUCUUACUGAAUAUUCUAUCAAGGGAACACAAAUACGCAAUGAAAAAUUUGUUUUGGAGAAGCGCAUUGCUUGUCUGCGUCUGGCCUUUGAUCAGCAGCAGCAAGACCUUGUUGAUGCUGCAUCAAAAGCUCUUUCAUAUAGGCAAGACAUUAUUGAGGAAAAUAUACAUCUCACAUAUCAACUACAGGCUGCACAACAAGAAAGAUCAACUUUUGUCCAGUCUUUGGUGCCUCUCCUUGCAGAGUAUUCUCUGCAGCCGCCUGCUCUUGAUGCCCAAUCCAUUGUUAGCAAUGUCAAGGUUCUGUUUAAACAUCUACAGGAAAAGCUCCUUCUAACUGAGUCAAAGCUUAAGGAGUCACAGUAUCAAUUAGCGCCUUGGCGUACAGAUUUGAAUCAGUCCAAUAUUGUUUCACAGUCUCCAUCUCAUUCCACUGGUGCAGCAUUGGUUACUGCAAACAAAAAUGGACUUGAAUUGGUUCCACAGCCACCAUAUUCCCAGGGAAUGUUACCAACUACUGCUGAUGCUCCAGCAGCUACAGAUUGGGAUUUGAUGGGUCAGAAUCAGGGUGAUUUGGGUGGUAUUGUUGGAAAACCUCUGGAUGAUGAGAGGUAUUCACCUCUUGCAAGCAGGACCUCUGCUUCCCAAGAUACACCUAUGACGUUUGCCAGCAAUCGUGUUGAUGCACUUGUUUCUCAUGUUGCACCUAUGUCACGUGUUGCACAAUACGGUGAAGAAACUGCCAAUAAACAAGUCAAAUUUCAGGACCCUAUCAGCAAUAAUGAGUUGGAUGAUCAGGAUGCUGAGGAAAACCAGAAUGAGAGAGAUCAACAAUCCAAUUGGACUACAGUUAACUCUCCUUACCCUACAACUGUUGAUGAUCCUAGUUCCACUUAUCAUUACCUACCACCUGUUCUUGAAGAACCUUCUUCAUCUUUUUCUGAGGCAGCAGAUGAUGAUCCAUGGCCAGCUAUAGAGGCCCUCCAAAUUUCAGGUGAAGCUUUUCCUGGACAACAGCUCCAGGCCUGUGGAUACUCUAUUAAUGGAACAACCAGUUGUAAUUUUGAGUGGGUGCGCCAUUUGGAAGAUGGAUCUGUUAAUUACAUCGAGGGGGCAAAGCAGCCAAACUAUCUUGUUACUGCUGAUGAUGUUGAUACAUAUCUUGCUAUUGAAGUGCAACCUCUUGAUGAGAGGAAGCGCAAGGGAGAGCUUGUAAAGGUCUUUGCUAACGAGCACAGAAAAAUCACAUGUGAUCCUGAGAUGCAGAACCACAUAGAGAAGAAUCUUUAUAGUGCUCAUGUGUCAUAUAAAGUUUCCUUGUCGACUGGAUAUCUUGAUAUAUGGGAACCGGCUACUUUGACCAUUAAGAGGGAUGGUUACAGUAUCAAAUGUACUGGACCCAGUGGUAUUGUAAUCACUGAAAAGUUCUCACCAACCACAACUGUGCAAAUUUCUAUGCAAAGUGCUGUAGAAUUUGUGAUAACUAGUUCUGGCAAUGAUGGGCAAUUCUUACGAGCAGGUAGCAGCACAACAGAUGUUAGCUGUUCAAGGGAUACAAUUGUGCUUACCUUGAGAUUGUUUAUCAGAACGGCUGUUGAAAGGAGGAAAGGAAAGAAAAGAGGAUUGUUCUUUUACAAGUGAAGCACAUUUUUGUUGAGCUGCCCAAGCUAGGUAGGAAGAAGUUGUUGGAUUGAGGAUGUGUUAUUAAAUAGCUGGGGGGAUUCAUCAUGCUUCAGAAAUUUGCUGAGUAGCUUCUGUACCAUAAUUAACAUUCAUUAUUGGCAGGAAUGAGCUUGAGUUAUAAUUAUUAUGCAAAUGUUACAGCUAACUUUAUAAUUCAAUCCACCUAUUUUUGUAGUCA